CCUCCCGCGCUCCACCCGCCCUCUCUUCCCCGUACGGGACGGCGACAGCCGGCCGGCGAGCUCCCCCCUCCGCUCGCGCUCCUCCCGUCCUUGCGGCGGCCCAGGGCAGGGUUCUCCUCCCACCGCCUGCGCUGAUCUCCCGUGAGCAGGGGCGCUGUCGUCCUCGCCCAAGCUUGUUGGCACCAUGGAUGAAUCACGAAAAAGACUUGCCUCUACUGCAGAUGCAAAAAGUUCAUCCCUUGAUGAAGACUUUGGCAAUGAUUUUCUUUCAUCUUGGAAAUUACCAAAAUCAGGAAAGGACACAAUCGAUUUUGAUGUUGAGUCAGUUCCGAAGAAUAGCAAGAAGUUUACCUUUGACAACCUAGAUGAUUUUGGGCUUGAUGGAGCAUUUGAAAAGUUAUCAUCAUUUAAAGUGGGCAUGUCCGAUCUAGAUUUUUCUGGCCCUCUCAAGAAAAAGAUGAAGCCCAAUAGCUCAAAUGGCAACAAUCUUUCUGAAGAGAUGAAAGAAACUGAAAAGGACAACUUCUCAUUUUCCUUUGAUUUUAAUGAUCUGGGCAAGUUCAAUCUUGACUCCAAUUUGGGAAUUGCGGAGAAUGUUAUGAGCAAAUUUGUGGAAAAUGCCGGUCUUGUUUCUUCAGAGGGUGACAAGGAUCCACAAAGAGGUCUUUCAGGCAAGGGCUCUGAUAUUCUGGGAGAUAACAUUAGUAAGGAUCAAGAACAAAAAAAGGAUGCUUGCACUCUGAGGCCUAGUCAUUUGACAAGCUUUAGCCCUGCGGGAAUGGGCCAAAAUAAAGUAGAUAUGCUCUUGACUGAUACACAUGAAGAGAAAUCUAAUGAGCCACACCCAUCAAAAGCAGCUGUUAACGAGCCAUCGCAGAAUCCUCCUUGCAGUUCUACUUCUACACCUGGUGAAGAUCCUACAGAUGUGACAUCAACAGCAACAGCAACAGCAGCUCCUGAGAACUGUAGAGAAGUUCAUUUGGUGGAAGUUAGUAAAGUUCAUAUAUCAAUGGAGAAUAAGGAUAGUAAGCAGUCAGUUAGUUCACAAUCCAUGAACACCAGCAACAUGUGCCCCUCCCUCCCAAGAAAAUUGAUGGGUGAAUCAGAUUACCAAAAUCACCAGAAUGAGAUUGUGAGGGAAAGUGCAUGUCUUAAUGAAGAAAGUCAGGAUAAGCAAUGUUCUAGAGGAACUUCAAUGAAGCUUCUACGGAAAACAACAUGUGAAACACAGAAGGCUGAUAAGGGGACUUCAGGUCCAAAGAAUCUCUCUUCAUCAAUGCAGAGGGAUAUCAGAAAUAUCAAACCUGCAUUGUUGAAUGAAACAGGGAGUUUCUCUCUUGUGCCCAGGUCUGCAAUUAUGAAAGACAGCAUGCCCCCUCAUCUAACUCCAGAAAUGGCCUUAAAUCAAUUAAGUGGUGACAAUAAGAUGAUACAAAAGAUGAAUACACAUUCUGCUGAGUUGAAAAGGGAACACACACAAGCUGAUGCAAGACCCGGAAAGCCUAAAAUUGCAUCGUCAAAAACAUUCUGCAAGUCAGCAUUACAUGCGCUGUUGACCACCUCAAUGAAUGUCAAAGAUCAUUGGAAUUCCAAACUUAGGCUUGAGUCUCCUAGCACAGGCAAUGUAUCUUCACUGAAUGCUCCCAGCAGCCCAGCACAUAGCAAUGGACAUAACACAGCUACAAGUCAGUCACCCCUAAGAAGUAGCAAUGUUCCUGAUGCAGUAAAAGGCACUCCUAAAAAUGAUAACAGACCAAUUUCUCAACUGAAAGGAGCAAAAAUUACUAAAGGAGGCGCCAUAAGUUCAAAGUCUGACUUGCUUCUGGAGAAGGAAUUGAUGGAAGUGAGCAGGAGGAAGGGUUCCCCUAUAACAAUUUCCAAUAACUACAAGUCUUAUGGUGAAGGAAAAUCUGUGUUGCCUAGCCUGUCCAUGUUGCAAAAGAUUCCUAAGGAACCGGUUCCAGAUCCAAAAGCUCCUGCUGUGCUGAAACGCGUCAUGAGAUCUCCAGCUGUGAGAAAAUCACCAGAAAUUGUUUCAAAGUUGGGAAAUAUAACUGUUCCAGGAAGUGGAACUCCAAAAGCACACAUGGAUAAUGCCAUUGUGUCAGCAAUACCAUGUGAGAUGGGGGGAGUUUCUGAACUAGAGUUGCCUGCGCUAUUAGAAAAUGAUGUAAAUGUAGAAAAGGCAGAGGCUUGUAGAAAGGAGCUUGAAGAUUUAUGCAUUUCGUUGAGAAGGAAACAUGAAGAAGCUAAAGAAUUAGCAGUGCGGGCUAUUGUCAACAAUAAUAUGAUGCUGAUGUUAAACCAUCCAAUGUUUGAGGAGAAAAUCUGUGCUCUUCAGAAAUUUGCUGACAGUCUGAGAUCCAAGAAGUUCUCAUUUGAGGAUAUUAGCACCAUUGAUGCUAUUCCUGCAUUUUGUUGUCUGCGUGGAAUUGCUAUGGGCAUCACACCAACACCCAUAACAGAUACUCUUUAAUUUCAGCAAUAAUCAUCUUUGAAGAUUAUUCCUGUAUGAGGCCAUUCAGUAUGGUGAUUUCUGAUUCUGAGUGUUGAGUCAAGCGAUUGAAUGACUGUCUUAGAUGCCUUCAAAUUCUCUCUUCUCAGCAUCUCAUUUAGCAUCGUUCAUUCCUCCAUCCAAUCUAUUCAACUAAACACUACCUUGCACCAGCACCUCCAAGGAAUAAGUGUGGAAAUUCUUGUAUUAUGGGUAGAUGGCACACUUGCUCUUCUUACUGGUAGAAGAUGAAAAGAUGGAGAUAAUUUAAUGCCGGCCAAACAAUAUCUAUGCCUUUUGGAUUGAUACGUAUUUGAAUAUGUUGAACAUGAAAACUAUGGACAAUAUCCAUAUUCAGUCAAAUCUGAAUACAUUUCACUGGAAUGAAGUUUAAGAGAUGAGUUUGAACUGCUCACCACAGCACAAAGCUUUAGCAUAUGAAUCUACAUGCCACACCACCACACUCAGCAUGGCACUAUUAUGGGUACUGCUAAGCCUGGUUCGGAUCGGCCAAAAUUCCCUGCCUUUAAACUAACGUCUUCGUCCAUCUAAAUUUUGGCCCAUCCCAACAAGGCCUUAGUGGGUUAGAUGGUUUAAGAUAUAAGCACUCAAAUGAUAGUCAUACAAAUAUUACACUCAGAUUCAUGUUCUACAAUAAAAUUCAGGUUACUAUUCAUGUUUGUAUUAAAGUAGCAAUACAGGAAAACUUUUA
This is a messenger RNA of Oryza brachyantha (malo sina), 3206 nucleotides long. RefSeq lists its product as uncharacterized. The transcript is spliced from 16 exons. The coding region runs from base 185 to 2476 and encodes 763 amino acids. Lineage: Eukaryota; Viridiplantae; Streptophyta; Magnoliopsida; Poales; Poaceae. The record is from RefSeq and is a predicted model, not a curated record.